Molecule: messenger RNA, 1523 nt
Organism: Guyanagaster necrorhizus
Lineage: Eukaryota; Fungi; Basidiomycota; Agaricomycetes; Agaricales; Physalacriaceae
Exons: 2
Coding region: 137-1276 (379 amino acids)
Source: RefSeq, a predicted model, not a curated record
CCGCAGCGUUUCACCUUGUUUCACGAUUGACGUCGCGUCACUUGUCCGCAGCACGAAAGGAAGUAUAACUUUGCUGCUGUUACACAGGACUGCGUAGCAAGAAUUCUUUUGCUUUCUUCCUUGUCUUUCCUUUCAGAUGAUACUGGACGAGAAAUGCAUUCUUGCACCGCCUCCUCCUUAUGUCCAGGCUACUGCAGGAGGCUGCCCGCUUCGUCGCCGGUCAGACUUGACACUCUCGUCCCUCCCAUCCCAUCUUUUACUUCAAGUUGUCUACUGUACAUUCCCCCUUGAGGAUGGCGAGCACGACAGCGACUCUAAAGCUGUCAGACAGCGGGAGAAUCUGCACUGGUUGGAAAAGUCGUUGAGACUGGUGAAUAGAGCGCUGUACAUUGCUUGUAUGCAUAUAUUAAGGUCGACGUAUCUCCCAGCAUACGACCGUCUCGUACGACCGCCAUAUACCUCGGAUCCAUUCCCUACCUCUUCGGUUUCCGAGACCCAAUCAUCCACUUCCCCAUUAUUCACCCACCAUCGAGAACUAGCGACUCUCGAUCGCUUCAUUUCUCUGCUGGCGCAUGAAGACCGCCUCCUAGACGCGUCAGACCUUCAUUUACCUCGUGAAGAGGCUUACAAGGAUCUUUUCGACCUUGUGCAGCCAAAGAGCCGGCUGGAGGACUUGAUAGCAGAACAAGGAUGUAGUUGUGGUGUUGUGGUCUUUGACCGUCUGCGCUCGAAAGGCCAUCGUUCAACUAACAGUGGCUUGUCGGUCGUGUCAGUCUCGUCGGCAAUGACGUCGACGUCGACGCUCAGUUCUCCCCACGAUUCGACUUCUUCAAUCAAGAAACACUAUGAUAACGAGCUCACUUCUUCGUCGCCGAUGCUGUCCAUGCAAACACCUCCUAAAGUAAAGCAGAAGAAGUCCUCAUUUAACCUGUUCUCUUUCCGACGUUCCAAGAAAUCCAUCACCCCUCCUCCGCCUGUUCCCGCCCAGAAAUACUCCAUAGAUCCCAUUCCAUUUUCCACCCUAACCGUCUCUUUCUCUCCAAAGAGCGUAGGCCUUGUGUAUACCCCUCCUCCCCAGGCUCUGUAUUCUGCUUUUACCACCUGUUCAUCCUUUCCCUAUGGAGGAAGCACGUAUGGGUCCUUGAGUGUGAGCAUGAACGCCAAUGUUCUGCGAAAAAAGACGCUCGUCGAAAUCAGCAGAGCCAGAGAUGAGCCUCUCGAGGUCAGCGCUAACCGAUUGGUGCAGUCCUUGAAAGCGUGGCUUGAAGAAAACUAGAGUAUCUCCCACUUUUUGGAUAGCCGAAAUCUGUGCAUCUCCCUUCGUGUCGUCGUAAUAUUCACAAAGACGUGUAUUGACGGAGUUUUCCAUUCUUACCGGUGCAGGGUCUUAUAUCCAUAUUCACUCAUAUCUAGAAUAUUUUUGUCUCCCGUAUUUUCGCAUAUGUAGGAUAGCAGCAGUACGUAACAAGGGGUGUGUAAAAUAUAACAGCGAGGCAUAAAAUGAAACAAUAUUUUCUACAGAC